This is a messenger RNA of Ixodes scapularis (black-legged tick), 2406 nucleotides long. RefSeq lists its product as uncharacterized. The record is from RefSeq and is a predicted model, not a curated record. The transcript has 3 exons. Bases 1 to 2406 code for a protein of 801 amino acids. Lineage: Eukaryota; Metazoa; Arthropoda; Arachnida; Ixodida; Ixodidae.
AUGACAGCCUUGAAGGACUUGAAAUUAAAAGACAAUUGGGGGUAUCGCUUCUCGGCCUUUUGGCUAAGAUCAAAGUGUAGUGAUGGUGGCGACCGGCUCACCUACCACCACUGGAGGACCGUGGACCCGGAGGGGAGCUUCCUAGCGGCUGCCUUCAACUGUUGCCUACGACACCGGCGAGUUCCUGCAUGCUGGAAGGCGUCCCGUACGGUGCUCAUCCACAAGAAAGGCGAGAAGAGGGACCCCACAAACUGGCGCCCCAUAUCCCUUGGUAACACGAUUGCCAAACUGUAUGCUGGAUGCCUGGCAUCCCGGCUGCAGGGGUGGUUGUGCGAUCACGGGAUCCUGUCGCAAUGCCAAAAGGGGUUCCUGCCGCACGACGGUGUGUUCGAACACAACUUCGUGCUGCAGGAGCGCCUUGACGCGGCGCGAACAGGUGGUGGUGACCUGUGCGUGGCGUUCCUCGACUACGCCAACGCCUUCGGGUCAGUGGCCCACAACGCACUCGUCGACUCGGUUCGAGGUGCGGGCACUGGGGACGCCUUCGCCAGCAUCAUCCAGGACCUGUACGAGGACAACACGACGGUCAUCAUCAGCGAGGGAGGCACAACAGAGCCGGUCGCCAUCAAAGCAGGGAUCCGGCAGGGCUGCCCACUCAGCGGGCUCCUUUUCAACCUCGUACUAGACCCAGUGAUCCGGGCGGUGCAGGGAGGCCAACGGCAACACAAGAUCCUGGCCUACGCCGACGACCUCACCCCCAUGGGAGGCAGCCCUACCGAGCUGCAAACAAGGAUCAACGUCGUCACCGCGCUGUCCUCCGGGCUCGGGCUCCAGCUGAACCCAUCUAAGUGUCGGACCCUUCACCUGACUGGGCGGCAGCCUGUGGGCACGAGGCCUACAACAUUCUGCAUCGGGGAAGCAGAAAUCCCCCACAUGACCGACUUCGAGGCGCACACUUUCCUGGGCCGCCCCGUGGGCUACAGGGUCCUGCCCGACACCGCCUGCGUGGACGACGCGAUCGCCCUGGGGAGAUGCCUGCUGUCCUCAAUGCUGGCUCCCUGGCAGAGGCUGGACGCCAUAAAAACAUUCCUCUACCCGGCCCUGAACUUCGCCAUGCGAGUUGGGGCUGUGGGAAAGGAAGAAUGGCGCCGCCUGGACGACACCCUGCGACCCCUCAUCAAACGAACGCUGUACCUGCCAGCAAACUCCUCAAACAAAUACCUCUACGGGAGUGCAGGUGCAGGGGUCGCAGGGAUCCCGGAAGCAGCCGACAUAAGCGACGCGUGCCGCAUUGAUGGUGCGUUCAAGCUGCUCUCGUCGCCAGACAGCGAGGUACGUGACCUGGCACUGCAGGCGGUGACCAGGGUGACUGAGAAGCGGCUCAGGAGACCAGUUGCAGCAGAAGACGUGGCGGCCUACCUAUCCGGAGACACCGAAGGCGACUUCAGAGCAACGUCAACGCAGCUCCAGUCGGUGUGGACAGAGGCCCGCAAAGCCUCCCGACGCGCCGGCGUGACCUGGGAGCUGGUGCCUGAAGGAGCCAGGAUCGCCUGUGGGGGAACUACCAUCUCCCCCAAGCAUCGCCACAAGGUGAUCCGGACACUCCGAGGCAUCUCGACAGCAGCAAACGACAGAGCGCUGCACCAACAACCCAGCCAGGGAAAGGCGAUGGAGUGUGUCGCCGCUGAUCGCGCCAGCUCUCACUUCAUGCGGUCAGGGCGAUACACCCGUUUCACCGACUGGCGGUUCAUCCACCGGGCACGUCUCAACCUGCUGCCACUCAACGGAGCGCGUCCAUGGGCCUCGGCCGUCGACCAACGUUGCAGGGCGUGUGGCUACCAGCAAGAAACCUUGCCACACGUCGUUUGCCACUGCAUGGUCCAGAGCCAGGCCCUGACGCGGCGUCACAACAACAUCGUGAACCGCAUCAAGGCAGCAGCAACGCCCAAGUUCACGGUGACGCACGAAAACCAGCCGGUCGGGGAGUCAAGCCUGCGCCCAGACCUGGUGCUGGCGAGGGGUGAGGAGGCCAUCAUCAUUGACGUCACCUGCCCCUUUGACAACAGACGUGCAGCGCUGCUGGAGGCGCGGCAACAGAAAAUUGAGAAGUAUGAGGCCAUCAAGCAGUACCUGUGCCGCCGCUACCAGCGCGUGACUGUUGCUGCCGUGAUCGUGGGUGCGUUAGGGUCCUGGGACCCAGACAAUGAUGCCACCCUCAGGAGACUAUGCAGCAGGUCAUAUCUACGACUAAUGAAGAAACUCAUUGUGCUCUGCGGUUGCCCUGCGACGUUGCAACACGCAGUCCCGGUUUAUCUGCAAAAUGAGGCUCAUGCAUGCAAAAUCGCAGUUUUCCUGGCCUGUGAUUUGAGAAAAUACGCAUACAAAGAAAAUAAAACGUUGAAAUAA